AUGUUCAAAUAUUUCUACAGUGGCAUCUUGCUCACAUCUGUCGCGCUCGCUGCUCGUCCGUUUUUGAACGAGCCCGACACUGGCAUCACCGAUGUACUGGGUGAUCUUCCCAAAGGCCAGCUGCCAAAUCUGACGGACAUUGUAGCGCUGAAUGACUUCGAAUGGGCCGCAAGGAAUUACCUCCCUCUGUUCAACUACACGUAUUAUCGUAACGGCGCUGGUGGGGAAUGGUCUUACCGAAAUAAUCUGGAGGUGUACAACCGAUAUCGUCUUCGUCCUAGGACCAUGUUAGACAUCAGCAACAUAGAAGCGAGCCUGAGGACCACUAUCCUAGGCUACAACUUUUCCAGCCCCUUCUUCAUCAGUCCGUGUGCGCGUGGUGCAUAUGGCCACCCCGAUGCUGAACUUAAUUUCGUGCAGGGAGCGGCCUCUGGGGAUAUUCUUUAUAUUACGUCCGGAUACUCCUCAUUGCCCAUCGAGACAAUCGCCGACGCUGCCACUGAUGGCCAGAUCUUGUUCACUCAACUUUACGUGAAUAACAAUGAUACGGCCAAUCAGGUUUUAUUUGACAGAGUAGAGGCCGUUGGAAGUAAAGCCAUCGUUUGGUCGGUGGAUUCACCCGGUAGUCCUAGCCGACAAAGAGCAGCGCGGUUCGGGGUCGGAUCCGCAAAUACGCAGUUCAUUACCAACACAUGGGAGGUGUUAGACAAGUACCGUAACAUGACAUCGUUACCCAUCAUUCUCAAAGGCAUUCAAACAGUUGCCGAUGCCCGUGCUGCUAUCGACCAUGGGGUUCCAGCCAUUAUCCUGUCUAACCAUGGUGGUCGUAAUCUUGAUGGCUCCCCGUCUUCACUCGAGAUUGCACUAGAAAUCUACAACGAGGACCCCACCAUCUUCUCGCAAAUCGAGAUUCUCGCUGACGGUGGUAUUCGGCAUGGAACAGAUGCGCUGCGUCUGCUGGCUCUCGGAGUCAAAGCUGUGGGUUUGGGACGUCCAUUCAUGUACUCGAAUGUCUUUGGGCUCGAUGGGGUCAAGAAAGCAGUUCAAAUCAUGCACACCGAGCUAAUGAAUGAUGCGGCCAACUUGGGUGUUCCCGACAUCAAGGCGAUCGAUGCAAGUUACGUGGACUGGACUCCAAACUUUUGGUAUAGUUAA
Phaeoacremonium minimum UCRPA7 is the source of this 1155-nucleotide messenger RNA. Its product is annotated as putative cytochrome b2 protein. Gene Ontology annotation, molecular function: oxidoreductase activity; FMN binding. The coding region runs from base 1 to 1155 and encodes 384 amino acids. Lineage: Eukaryota; Fungi; Ascomycota; Sordariomycetes; Togniniales; Togniniaceae. The transcript is spliced from 4 exons. The record is from RefSeq and is a predicted model, not a curated record.